GGACUUGAGGAAAUUCAUUUCAUUCACUGGUUCUAGUGGGACUCUUUCGUCGAGUUUGGAACAGAGAUUGUGUUCAUACACUCUUCUUCCCACCAUGCACGCUCUACUCCGGUGACAUUUGCCUCUAAUAUCUUCACAUCUUCGCCUGCACCAUGGCGCGCGGCGGGAGAAGAGGAGGCGGGAAGCGAGGGCCCGAUCUCGCAUGGGACGAUGAAGAGUCUCUCGCAACUCCGCCGGUUUCAAACAAGCCUCAAGAGACAUUCCCUCCUAUCGAUCUUACUGUCCCACGCCCGAUUUCAAGUCAUGGACGUGCCGCGGCCACAUGCUACCUAAACAUGCGAAAACGUGUGCGCAACGGUCCUUAUUACGCCGUCCUCGACCCCAGCAGUAUCGCAGAUGCAAAGACGGGAAAGGUCCUGAAGAGAGCGGGCUUUGAUCCCUUCAAUGACCAGGAAAAAUACACUGCCAAAUACCUCCAGAAGAAGCGCACGGUUCCAGACCUCAGUGGGCGAGAUUACAGUAAAGACAAUGGGCUGAGGAUAGCACUGAUAUACUUUCCUUACGAACUGUGGCCGUUACUAGAUCCAAAGCGCAAGAGCAGUUUAUGGAAAUCAGCAGACAUCCAAAUCGACGCCGAGACAAACGCACCCCGCAAGAGUCUUAAGAGGAAACGUGAGAUCGUUGUUGACGACGCGGACGAGGAGGAUGCAGAGGCGAGAGCGGAUGAUGAGGGGAAUGAUACAGACGGCUCAGACCCUCUGCUCUCGGGCACGCGACGGUCUCGAAACAGCACAAAAUCUGCGAAGAGGCGGCGCGAGGACCCUACAACGAAGAGGGUGCGUGAAAAGCGUGGUCUAGAUGCAGAAGACGAAUACUCGGACGACGAAGAGAUACGUCCUCCAUCCCGUACGAAGAAGGAUAAGAACGCCGGUUCGGACGACGAGGAUGAUGACGACGACGAAAACCCCGACGAGAACAACGAGAACGACAACCCUGAUCAUACUGGCGACGAAGACGAUGAAGAGGGAUCGGGACAGGACGAACCUGAGGAUUCCGAGUUCGAAGAAUCAGAUGAUGGUGCGGGAGAUGAUUACAAUGCAGAGAAUUACUUCGACACAGGUGAAGGAGAUGACGACGGAGGUGGUGAUGACGAAGGAGCGACUUAUUGA
Messenger RNA from Exophiala viscosa, 1169 nucleotides. Its product is annotated as DNA-directed RNA polymerase III subunit C31. Lineage: Eukaryota; Fungi; Ascomycota; Eurotiomycetes; Chaetothyriales; Herpotrichiellaceae. The record is from RefSeq and is a predicted model, not a curated record. The coding region runs from base 153 to 1169 and encodes 338 amino acids. Gene Ontology annotation, biological process: transcription by RNA polymerase III. The transcript is spliced from 3 exons.